AUGGCUGCUGUAAGUGAGUAUUCAAUGUCUACCGCCGAUCGUGAAUUUUUACGAAAGAAAACAGAGUAUUUGACAAAAAACUUGCUGGUGGAUGAUGUUUUUCCGUUUAUGACAGAAAUUUUCGAUCAAAAUUCCGAGGAUUUGAUAAGAGCAGAACCAACCCCGCGAAAGAAGAUCAUAAAAUUCCUUGAUUUGUUAUCACGGAGAGGAGCAAAAGCUUUUAAUGCUUUCCUGGUUGCAACAUACCAAGUUCAAGAAUAUAUUGCACGUGAGUUAGCUGAGGAGAGAGGAGUUAAAUUGGUUGACAUUCUGCUGAAAGGUCUGUAUUGAUGACAACAUGAAUGUGGCAAUAUGCAUUUUACUAUACGGGGGUUGGGUCUUGGCUACCAAUGGCCAAUGGGUGCCGGGGUUGACUCACAGGCGUGUAGUGCAGGUGACGUUGAUAAACUUGGCAUCUGGUUUUGUAAUCUAUUUAAUAUAAACACUCUAGCUACCAUUCACUGUCACCCGAUAUGACAUGGCCACAUGAAGCUUUAAUGCUUUAAUGAAAUACUCCUAAAACAGUAUUAUACUACACUAGGAGGAAGCGCAUGAGAUUUCGAAAUCACAUGAUUUCAGGGCUGUAAAUAAACAUUUGACUUGACAGGACAUUUGUCCGAUCACUUUUAAUUUUGGUCGGACAUAACGUGAAUUUAGUCGGACAAAAACCAACAUCACUAAAUUUAGUUGGACAUAUAUAUGUCACAAGAUAUAUAUAAGUCACAGGACAAGUAUGUAUAGCCAUUCCGGCGCAACGUUAAGUAAAAUGCUAGAAUGCCUCGUAAAUUUUAUUGCAAAAUACAAAUUGAGUGAAUUUGCAAUCGGAUUUUGUCUCAGCAAAAAAUGUAUACCGUAUUUACUCGUUUAAGCGCCGCGGCACUCUUUAAAUUUUUAGAGCUUCAGAUGCGGCGCUCAUUCGGGGGCGGCGCUCAAUCGGGGGCGGCGCUCUUUAAAAAAUAUUUUAUUUCUGAAUUAUGACAAGAACAUUUAACUAUAAAAUAGACAAGUUUUAAAAGGUUUUUGUUACGAAAUGCCCCAAUUUUGACGCGGAAAGUUUUUACACUGUUUAGUGCGGCGCUCAUUCGAGGGCGGCGCUCUUUAAAAAAAAUUGAUCUCAAAUGCGGCUCUCAUUCUGGGGCGGCGCUCAAUCGGGGGUGGCGCUCAAUCGGGGGUGGCGCUUAAUCGAGUAAAUACGGUAAUGAGCCAAAAAUAAAAAUCACUUUUGCUCGGACAUUUGCUAAAUUUAGUCGGACAUUGUCCGAUGUCCGACAGUAAUUUGCAGCCCUGUGAUUUCUAACCUGAUUUCUGUUGAUUUCUAAACAGAUUUCUGUUCAUUUAUAAUCUAAUUUCUUGAUUUCUAAUGUGAUUUCUAACCUGAUUUCCUGAUUUCUGUGGGUGAAGUGACCGCUGUUUUAUAGACUGUGGGCUCAAUAACAAAGUUGUGAGUGAUUUCUGGGGAAGUACUUUAUGUACAUGCCUAUUAUAAGGUCCCAAAAAUGACAAGAGGGAGGGACAGUAUAUGUAUAUAUCAGUCUAAUGCAACCUGAUGCAGUCUAAUGCACUCUGAUGCAGUCUGAUGCACCCUGAUACAGUCUAAUGCAGUCUAAUGCACUUUGAUGCAGUCUAAUGCACCCUGGUGCAGUCUAAUGCAGCCUAAUGCAGUCCAAUGCACCCUGAUGCACCCUGCUGCAGUCUAAUGCAGCCUGGUGUAGUCUAAUGCACCCUGGUGUAGUCUAAUGCACCCUAAUGCAGUCUAAUGCAGUAUAAUGCACCCUGAUGCAGUCUAAUGCAGGGUAAUGCAGUCUAAUGCAGUCUAAUGCACCCUGAUGCAGUCUAAUGCACCCUGAUGCAGUCUAAUGCACCCUGAUGUAGUCUAAUGCAGCCUGAUGCAGUCUAAUGCACCCUGAUGUAGUCUAAUGCAAGCUAAUGCAGUCUAAUGCACGCUAAUGCAGUCUAAUGCACCCUGAUGUAGUCUAAUGCACCCUGAUGCAGUCUAAUGUACCCUGAUGCAGUCUAAUGCAGCCUGAUGCAGUCUAAUGCACCCUGAUGCAGUCUAAUGCACCCUGAUGCAGUCUAAUGCUGCCUAAUGCAGUCUAAUGCACCCUGAUGUAGUCUAAUGCAGCCUGAUGUAGUCUAAUGCACCCUGAUGCAGUCUAAUGCACCCUGAUGUAGUCUAAUGCAGCCUGAUGCAGUCUAAUGCACUCUGAUGUAGUCUAAUGCACGCUAAUGCAGUCUAAUGCACGCUAAUGCAGUCUAAUGCACCCUGAUGUAGUCUAAUGCACCCUGAUGCAGUCUAAUGCACCCUGAUGCAGUCUAAUGCACCCUGAUGUAGUCUAAUGCAGCCUGAUGCAGUCUAAUGCACCUUGAUGUAGUCUAAUGCACCCUGAUGUAGUCUAAUAUAGGGUAAUGCACCCUGAUGCAGUCUAAUGCACCCUGAUGCAGUCUAAUGCACCCUGUUGCAGUCUAAUGCAGCAUGAUGCAGUCUAAUACAGGGUAAUGCACCCUGAUGCAGUCUAAUGCAGCAUGAUGCAGUCUAAUACAGGGUAAUGCACCCUGAUGCAGUCUGAUGCAGUCUAAUGCAGUCUAAUGCACCCUGAUGCAGUCUAAUGCAGACUAAUGCAGCCUGAUGCAAUUUAAUGCAGUCUAACGCAUCCUGAUGCAGUGUAAUGCAGUCUAAUUCACCCUGAUGCAGUCUAAUGCAGCCUGAUGCAGUCUAAUGCACCCUGAUGCAGCCUAAUGCAGUCUAAUGCUGUCUUAUGCACCCUGGUGCAUUCUAAUGCACCCUGAUGUAGUAUAAUGCAGCCUGAUGCAGUCUAAUGCACCCUGAUGCAGUCUAAUGCACCCUGUUGCAGUAUAAUGCACCCUGAUGCAGUCUAAUGGACCCUGAUGCAGACUAAUAUACAAAUAAUGAAUGUUUAUGAGUGCAAUGGUAAGAAUAUUUUCAUGAGGUGAAAGAUGGAAUGUUCCAUUCAACGAGGCGACAGCCAAGUUGAAUGGAACAUUCCAUCUUUCACCGAAUGAAAAUAUUCUUACCAUUGCACGAAGAAACAUUCAUUAUUUGUUUUAUAUAAUACCAAAAGUCUAGAACAGACUAAUAGAUUCGUAUGAGAAGCAUUUUGCGGGAUGCGAUUUAUCGAAAACACAAAGAGUGCAAUUGUAUUAUACGUUUUAUUCCAUUGCACUCGCGGAGAUUCCAUUGCACUCUUGGGAAAUGGAAUUUUCUAUUCAAUAUCACGUGACCAUAAACAGCCAAUUAAACGAUUAGAAUUUAAUAAGGUAUUAUAUAAUACAGUCUAAUGCACCCUGAUGCAGUCUAAUGCAGCCUGAUGCAGUCUAAUGCACCCUGAUGCAGUCUAAUGCAGCCUGAUGCAGUCUAAUGCACCCUGAUGCAGCCUGAUGCACCCUAAUGCAGUCUAAUGCACCCUGAUGCAGUCUGAUGCACCCUGAUGCAGUCUAGUUUCCAACAAAAGAAUUAAGGGCAAGAGACCUUAAAGAAACCCUUUCAGUAUUUUUAUGUCCUUCAUAUUAAAUGUUUUUAGAGCAAUCAAAAACAGCAGCAGGUAAAAGUGACAUGAAAGACGUUCAUCGUCAAAUUUUAAGGCAAUAUUUGCCUGAGUUCCCAAAGUUGGACGUCGAGAAAAUGCUUGCAAGUCUAAAGGAAGCAAAUAUUGUGAAGCUAGAAAGCCAAUGUCAAGCAAUAUUGGAAAAACAAACAAACAGAGAGCGAGUCACAAAACUGUUUGAGUUGCUGCCAAAAUUAGGGCCCAAAGCAUUUGAUGUUUUCUUCAAUGCUCUGAAAAUUAAUCAACCACAGUUGUAUCAUGAUGUUAAACAGAAAAUAAAACGUAAGUGAAAUUAACAUAGUUACAGGUAAAUUUAAAAUUGGAUAUAUUUACUCUAUUAUUUCUAAAGGUAAUACAUGGCAAUCAUAGCAUAUUUUGCCAUACUCUAUUUUUAGGAAGUCACCCAGAUAUAUUCCAAGGUGAUGGUAAAUGCUAUCCAGAAUCUUCAAGUGUUGUAGCUAUGGAAGUCAGUCAGAAUUGUAACUUGUCAACACCAUGUUCUGAAUUGCCUGUGGAUGUUUUGGGACUUGUAGAGGAGUAUUUAAAUAAACCUAAUGAAGUGUUAGAAAAUGAUUGGAAAAGGUAAUUAGUAGGGAUGUGCUGGACCUGGAUACCAGAAUUUGAUAUGUCCGGCAAAAUAUAAACAUCCAACACUAUCCAGUUAAAAUUUGCAUCAAAUUGCUUGACAGAGGUGGGAAUCUAACCCAUGGCUCAUGGAAUCCUAGUUGUACAGUAGAUCAUACUAGCAAACCAUAAGUUGGGGGUUGGACUUAGGCGUAAAAAAAAAUACCUGUGGUUCCGGUUUCAUAUUGUGAAAAAAAUUAGGGUCGGUAGGUUGGAAAUAAUUUUUUUUAAAUAUUUUUUUCAUGGUUUCUUCAAUAAUUAGUGUGACAACAGACGCCGCUUUGGCAGCAGCCCACAACCACCCGGAAAAAAUAGGGUGCACGGUCAAUCGCAUUGAAAAAAUAAUAGGGUCACGCCUUAGCCUUACUGUGUCAGGUUUUCAAGCAUAGAGCCUGAUAUGCAGGCUAGGUUGGACUAACAAGCCAUAAGUUUCUUGGACUAGCAAGCCAUACAUACUGUAGGUUGCAAGUUUAAUUCCUACUGUGGUCAAGCAAUUUUUCAGCUUGCCCCGGUGUGGAAACACUCAGACAAAAUUUGUCACGAGUUCAAUGCCACAACCAUCAGGGGUCGGUUCAUUGGAUGUUUUCAUCUCACGUUUCUGAGCAUCCAAAUUUGCUCAGUGGUCAGAGCUUGGUCCUCUAAAUCAAAUCAAAUCAAAUUUAUUUCGUCAGGGUAGUCACGUCAGUUCAGAAGAACUGGCAUCAAUGUGAAGUAGAACACCUUGGCCGUUAGGUUCCUGGUUGGGACUUUCAGUGCUUAUAAUUGACUCUAUUUCAAGGUUCUAUAAAGUGUUGAAACUACCAGAAGGAAAAGAGAAUGGUAUAGCAGAGAAUCAAAACAACCCUACAAGAUUUGUGAUGAAUAUUUGGAUUGAUAGAGAUGGCAGGCUGGCGACAGUCAAGAAAUUGCUCGAGGCAUUAAUGGAAUGUGGACAGGGUGGUCUGGUUCAUAAAAUUGAACGGAUGUUAUGUGUUGAAUUGAAGCACAACUAUGACAUUGCUGAUGGUGUUGAAAACAUGCAUGUGGACGAAGAAAAGAAAAGUAAGCACUGUAUAUUUCUUAUAUUUCUUGCUACUGUCUCAUAAAUUUCUACAUGGCUUACAGGGUGCGAUAAUUCAAGAUCUUUAGUCGUACCGGAGCAAGGGUCAAAAUAACUUUUUAAUAAUAUGACCUGUCAAAUUUGUAUGACGGCGGACAUAGUGACCGACAACAUUUUGGCUCAGAGAGCGAGAUUGAUUUUUGCGUUUUUGUGGACCUGUUACAGUACAUUAAUUGAAUUGAUUUGAUUGUGGACCCGUUACAUCUACAUAUUAUGUAAGGAUUUUUUCGUAUUAAACUUUUUAUUCGAAUUCAAGUUUUGACGAAGAUUAAAAUAUGACGAAGUUUAUAUUUAAAACUUUAAUUGUGUUAUAAUUAUACUGCGUGCAUCUCGGCAUCAACAUGAAGUUGAGAGCGUCGCCAGCUGAAAUUUGAUCGUUGCGAAAUACAUCGAGUGUGAGCAAUGCGUUGCAGGGAGGCGAGUAUUCGCGUGUGAGCAAUGCGUUGCAGGGAGGCGAGUACUGCGCUCUGUAAUGAUAUUGGGGAGUUCUUCGUGCGAAAGGUCUCUAAGAUUCGCUCUGAUGUGGAUCGGCCUGUUCUUGAUGAAGAAUCAUGUGCUCCUGUACCCAGUGAUCGUUGCGUGCCAUCUGAUGGUAGUGUUACCCUGGAGUCGUUCCGUUUGCUCAGUGAAGAGGAAGUUCGAGCUCUGGUUAUUGCCUCACCCAAGAAGUACUGUGACUUGGAUCCAAUGGCAAUGCCAUUGGUGAUUGAUUGUCUGGAAUUGUUACUACCUAUAAUUACUCAUCUAGUCAAUAGUUCGCUUAUCAAUGGAUAUUUUCCAACUGAUUGGAAAGAGGCUCUAGUAAAACCCCUUCUAAAAAAACCAGGACUAGCUGCUUUGUUCAACCAUCUGCGUCCGAUCAGUAACUUGCAGUUUAUCUCUAAACUAGUUGAGCGAGCAGUUUAUGAUCAGAUCUAUGACCAUUUGAUGUUGCAUGAUUUAUUCCCGGAGUAUCAGUCCGCAUACAGGCAAGGAUAUAGUACUGAGACCGCCCUUCUGAAGGUCCAAAACGACAUACUUUUGAAUAUGGAUUGUCAGCAGGUUACCCUUCUUGUUCUUCUGGACCUUAGUGCAGCGUUCGAUACUGUCGAUCACAGCAUUUUAUUGCACCGAUUGGAAACAUCUUUUGGGAUUACAGGAACUGUGCGAAAGUGGUUUGAAUCCUACCUAUCUGGACGAUGUCAGCGAAUAGCAUUUAAAGAUGGAAUCUCUGACAUUUUUCCAUUAACGUGUGGCGUACCUCAGGGAUCAUGUUUGGGACCGCUGCUUUUUACCAUGUAUGCAAGUAAACUAUUUGAUGUUAUUAAAGAACAUUUACCAACUGCGCAUGCAUAUGCUGAUGACACGCAGCUUUAUUUGUCGUUUAAACCAGGGAACGGUGCGAGUGAGGAAGAGAGUAUCGCAGCGAUGGAGACAUGCAUUAAGGCAGUACGUACGUGGAUGACUAAGGACAAAUUGAAACUGAAUGAUAGUAAGACUGAGUUUUUGAUUAUCGGUACAAGGCAACAAUUAAAAAAAGUGAACAUUGUCUCGCUUCCUGUAGGCGAUGUCAACAUUACACCGGUAGCAUCUGCUAGGAAUUUGGGGACUGUGUUUGAUAGCAAUCUGUGUUUGGUACCCCAUAUCAACAAUACAUGUAGACAAGCAUUUUUCCACCUACAUAAUAUUCGCAGAAUUAGAAAAUAUCUCUCCGUUGACGCAACUAAAAUCUUAGUCCAUGCCUUUAUCAUGGGAAGAGUGGAUUAUUGUAACAGCCUUCUCUAUGGUCUUCCAGCAAAGUCUGUAAAUAAGUUACAACGUGUACAGAAUGCGGCAGCCCUGCUGGUUUCCGGUGCUUCUCGUUUCAAUCACAUUAUUCCAGUUUUAUAUGAGCUCCAUUGGCUGCCUGUCAAGGAGAGAAUAAUCUUUAAGAUAUCUGUAUUGACUUUUAAAGCAAUACAUGGAUUAGCGCCAUCAUACAUUAGUGAAAUGGUAACAGUUAUGAGACCAAGUAGCUAUCAGCUGCGCAGAAAUAAGGAACUAUUGAUAGAGCCAGCUAAUAACAGAAAUACGAAGAAGACUUUAGGUGAUAGAGCUUUUAGUUUUGCAGCUCCUACAGUUUUUAAUGCCUUGCCGCAUUUUAUCAGACGAGAUAGUAAUUUUAAUAGCUUUAAGUCUUCAUUGAAAACAUAUCUUUUUCAAAUUGCAUAUUGUACAUAGAUUUAUCCGCUUAUUUUAGCAUAUGUAAAUAUUAUUACUAUUACUAUAUCUUUGUUACGCGCAUUUGAUCAUAUUCUCAUGUAAAUUUGCGCGAUAUAAAUAUUAAAUUAUUAUUAUUAUUAUUCGUGGGGUCUCGUGGGAGUUGACCGGUCAGAAAUCGCAUUUGACCGGUCACAACUGGAACUGACUGUUGUAACGUGCAAUGUUUGCCAUCUGCGUACUUACAUUUUGCUGGUACCACACAACCUUUCCAAGCCCAAUUCAAUACCAUAACUUAGUUGGUAAAUGUGUAAGUCUGGUAUGUCUUGGCAUGAAUCAUAAUUAGGACCACGGUUAGGACUGAUCGCACUAACAAGUAGCCCACGGUGUAGACCCCAGCAUGCUGGGAUCUACACCGUAGGCUAACUAACAAGUCAAUUGUUUGUAUGUUUUUGUAUGGGCAAUAAAUGGACCUUUCCCUUUCUAACUAAAAUUUUGAUCUAGACAAAAAUUUCAUCACAGCUUGAAAGAGCAUCACAAAAUUAGUAAUAUUCCAAAGUUUCGUUGCGAAAUGUUGUAAAAUGCGGAUUAUAUAGCCUUGCGAAGUUUGCCAUUUUUCAGUCAUUUUGUAUUACGCACGGGAAAUUGACAGCCCAAUCGGGUAUUGGGGCAUCAAUUUCCCGUUUGUAAUACAAAAUGACUGAAAAUUGCAAAUUUCGCAAGGCUAUAUUAUCCGCAUUUUAGAACAUUUCGCAACGAAACUUUGGAAUAUUACUAAUUUUGUGAUGCUCUUUCAAGCUGUGAUGAAAUUUUUGUCUAGAUCAAAAAUUAGUCUAUAAUGCAAAUGGUCCAUUGUGCUUCUUGUUCUAACUUGUAGUUUGAACACCUUUCAGUACUUUAUGUAUUUAUUUUAAGACCAAGUACACAUUGAGUAUUGAGUUUGUACGCGGCAACAGUAGAGUUCGCGCACCUAAAGCGGUAAUUUGUUGAAUCGGGUGGUCGGAAAAAGUAUAUUCGCAGGCUAAAACCCCUAUAGAGAUGCCUGCGGACUAGAAUUAAAAUAAAAUCUACACUCAUGUUUAGACUAUCCACGAGUAUAUCCAUCAACGUUUCUCUUAUAGACGAAGCAAUACGGAUAGUCAAAUACAUCCCACAAGUUUUAAAAGCUCCGUUUAUCAGCCGUCUAAAUGGCUUGCAACAAGGUGUUCUUUCAGAUGUUGCAUCUGCUGUUAAAGAAGAAAGAUGCGACGUUCUUAAUGCCGAGGAUUUCUUGGAAAAAUUAGGCGAACAGAAGAUGAGAAUUCUUUUCAGAGAACUUCGUAAGGCGAAACAAUGUGAAAUUACAAAGUGGAUGAGAAAUAAAUUUCCAGCGGGCAGCACUGGUAGGUUUUGAGGGUGGUAGCAGAUUAUUUUUACGUCAUUACAUGAAUUCUUUAUUAUUAGCAUGACAAAAUUACUGGAUGCUGAUUGGUUGAGAGGAGUACAAUUAUUUCAUUAAUUGUACUGCAGUACAAUUAAUGAUUUUCCCAAAACAAACAAAAUAGCGGAAAGGUAUUUAAACACAAAUGAAAUUGUCGUAGAGGAACUUAAAGCAAAAGAAAUGAAAAUACGAACAAAAGCAGGCAGUCUGGUUGAAAAGGUGGACUUCGAUGAUCUUGUUUCUUGCACUUCACUUGGUGGUAUUACUAUUAGAAUGCUGUUUUUAGGGUUCGUAAUCCAAGUGAGUAUAUAUACACUUUAAGACCUGACCAGGAACGACUGUGAAAAAUGCAGCACAAGGUCCUCUGGUAGGAAUUGAACCUACGGCCCUGCGAUUCUCGUGCAGCGCUCUAACCAACUGAGCUACAGAUGCCGGCUGUAGAGCUGUAACCGUAAACUCAUGUUAGUCAUGUAUAUAUAGGUGUGCGGGUUGUGAUAAGGUGGACUUCAAUGAUCUUGUUUCUUGCACUUCACUUGGUGGUAUUAAUUCCGUAGGUUCAAUUUCUACCGGAGGAACUUGUGCUGCAUUUUUCGCAGUCGUUCCUGGUCAGGUUUUAAAGUGUAUAUAUACUCACUUGGAUUACAAACCCUAAAAACAGCAUUCAGUCUGUUUGAAAGUCUGGCAGGACUGGCUUUGGCGAGAGAAUAUGAUGUUGACAGUGCGAAUUAUCCAAUUUUGUCAUGCUAACAAUAAACAAGUAAUCCGGCGGCAAUUUUGGCAAAAUUUCCAAACAUCACUCGUACUAUUAAUCCCUAAUUGUAUGAGCAACAUCGCAUUUUAAUUUUAAUCAAGGCCCUGUUAAAAGUGAUGAUGAAUUAAGACCAGCUGAAAUGAAUUAUGGUCGUCGGAAAGAAGUCACUGAUGCCCUUACUGGUAAGUUUGUCUGGUUUGACUCCGUGGUCUCCUGGAGGUUCAGUAGGACGGCAACGCGACGGCGACGGCCAAAACAAACUCCUUCAAAUAAAUGGUAGUAAAGAUAGUUCGUCGUAUAUUAUCAAUCGUAUGAAUUUAAUACAGUCUUAGAAGUUGAAGACAUUGGUUUUAUGGUUGGGAAGAGUUCUGCUAAACCCAGUUUGAAGCUGCACUUCUGUGCCGGAUUUGGCGUUGUAAACAGAGCGAGGACAAUGUAUUAUUUGUAUUGGUAGCCGCUGCCGUCGUGUUGCCGUCCUAAAAUCGUAAGGUUUCUAGUAACCUUGGGCACUCCCCUGUGGGUCCAAAGUUAUUGCAGGGUUUUGUACAUGACCGACACAACUCGGCCCCAGAGCUGGCAGAGCAUCCCCCCCCUACCAGAUCAUGCUGGAUCCAUCCCUGAGGAUUUUGCAGACGGAAAUUUCGAGUGUCAAUUUUAUACAUUUAUAGUAAAGCGCGUGUACUAGGGAGAGCCAAUAGGAACUCUCCAAGCUAUAAACAUUGCAAGACAAGUUGCACGAAGCCAUGUUACACGCAGCAAUGCUAAAAAUAAUUAGUGCAAUCGUUGCCAAAAGUAGAACCGACUUCUACUCUGUGCAAUGCUUCAUGCAACUUGUCUCGCAAAGAUUUUGACCAUUGCAAGGCAUGUUAACAAUGACUCGUGCAACUUGUCUCGCAACGCCAUUGCGAGACAAAUUGCAUGAAAAAUUGCACCGUGUAACAGGGCCUUACGAUUCCCUCGCAACGCUCCUGACAUUUUACCCAGAUACUAUCUUCAGAAGACUUUCUAACAUUUUUUCUUCUGUAGCUAAAGGAUACUGGAGGGAGCUGGCAAGCCACGACGAUAUAAAUAUGAGUGCAACUCAAGUUGCUUUGUUAGAGCGAUUAAGUGCCAGUAAAGAUCCAUCUGAUUGUGUGUUGUCAAACUGGGAAGUUAGUAGAAGGUCAACAGUCGGUACAAUGUACGAUUUACUCGUUGAUUGUGGUUUUAAUUAUGUUGCCGACCUCCUUUAAGGCUAUGACAAAGAAUGUGUAGGACGGCAUGGAGGGCAGUAAAUAUGAACAGUAAAGCUAUUUACAUUGUUCCGAUUUGCACGAACGUUUUAGUUCAUCUUUGUAUAUAACCGUAUAAACACGGUACACAAACGAAUUAUCCGUCCAGACCAUAGAUAUCUUAUAUGCACUAGAUAGUGCAUCUAAUUAUUCUGCAAUUCAAAAAUUGAAUCCGUGAUUGCAGACUCAGGAUACUCCCAUGAAAUGAGAAGACUCGUAUGUUUUCUAUCUCUUAAACAGGGAACAUAAACAUUAAGUUAAACCUAUUCCAAAUACAUUUUCAAACUGUCCAAAUGAUGAAAGUUAUUGUUGUUUUUUAAGCGUUUAUUAGCGAGUGGGAAACUCCAACAUGGCAGCCAUCUAUUCAAAUGGGGGUAACCGCUGGAAUAUUCUUGGCUUCAAUUUUACUUAAAGAGAUGCGCUAUCUAGUGUAUAUAUAAGAUAUCUAUGGUCCAGACCAACUAUCUGUCUAGUUCAUCUAUCCAGACCAUUCAAUGAUCCAGACCAACUUGCAUAUACGUAGUUUGCCUAGGCCGAUGAUUCGUCUACCAGUAUAAAUCCGGUAUUAAAAUGCCGUUGCCAAUCUACAGCACAUCACACUAUUCUCCCUGGUGUGUUUACAAGAAGUAAUCUUGAACUGUCUGUGCCAGUGUAUGUGCCAAUAAUAAGAAAGGUUCAGAUUCAUAGGGAUGCAACUAUCUGAAAACUGAUACAAGGAGGACUUCGACGUUUCGUGCGAAGGCCCCAGGGACGUGCUGGGAUCUUGAAAAGGACGACGAUUGAGCAACGUCUGAUGGGGGCCACGCCCAGUGACGGAUAGAUCAAGAUUGGGGUGGGGGUAUUAUUGAUCAAACAUGAAACAUUUCAGUCGCCGAUUAAUCUUUUUCCCCCAAAACAAUUUCCGGACAUAUACCAUUUUUCAGUAACUUUCCAAUUAAUGUACCGUACUUUGUUAAAAUUUUCGGUGAUAUUUUCGUGGAUUUAGGUUUUUAAAAUAUCAAUUGUAAUAUCUUAAUCUUGAUUUAUAAAAUUAGAAUCUAUAUUUUUUAUCUUUUUCAAUGUUCAAUGUUUUAAUUUUAGGGGCCCAUGAUGGCAGGGGCCCACAACAAGUUCUCGUCCCUAGCCAGUACGUCCCUGUAGGCCCUUCGUUGGGACGUUAGAGGACUAGACUUGCUCCAAGUCUCUCUUUCAUUGUCAUAUCGAUCCACUAUAGUGUACAUUACAUGACGUAGCCCGGAGAGGCGGAGCGAGAGAGAGACUUGUCAACUUCGGAAAAUCUCGGUUCAAAACUGAACCGAAAAUACAAGACUUACUUUAAUUGUUCUCCUUCAAUUUCUUUCUGUAUUAUUUACUAUAAUGGAACUCAUGUUAUUUACACUGUGCUAGAUCAAUACAUAUAAACACUGACAGAAAACAAUUAAAGCAGGUCUUGCACUUUCGGUUCAGUUUUGAACCGAGAUUUUCCGAAGUUGACAAGUCUCUCUUUCUCGCUCCGCCCCUCCGUACUACGUCAUGUAAUGUACACUAUAUUGGAUCGAUACUAUAUGACAAUAAAGAGAGACUUGGAGCAAGUCUAUUAGAGGACUGGCUACUGGCUUUCGCUUUUGGGUUUUUGCUCGGAACGUCGAAGUUCUCCUAGCUUGUAUUUUUCAGUUAGUUGCACCCUAUCAGCCCGAAGCUUUCUUGUUUACAAGAUGACCUAUUCAUGACGAAUUAUGUCAGAGGCAUUAUUGAUAUGCGUUUCAGGUGACUCUGAUAAUCCGUUAUUACAUCAUUUCGUAUUAUUUGUAAUUACUACGAUGAGUUUAGACAAUUACCAAAGAUUUCGAUACGUUUAUGUGUAGUGAUUACACUUUAAUUAUGUUUCCUGUGCGCAGUAGCAGAUAUGCCCAAAAACGUAUGCUUGCAUAUGCUGCAAUCAUUUUCAAGAGUGGUUGGGGCACUUGCGGUGUUAGAUCCUCAGUCGGGAUAUAUGCAAAUUAUAACAAACAUUCAGCAUAUCUCCCCCCCCCCCCCCGAUUCGAUGUUGUUUACCCGAUCAUCCACCAAAGUAAGAUGCUAACUGGGGGGGGGGGGGUCGAAGUUUGUCAAAAUAAUUUAUAGUUGGAGCAUUUGUCGCAACAUAUUUGACAAUGAUUGUAGCUAUUUCUAAUUAAUCUCUUUAAUUAAGAAUUUUUUAUAGGAAUGUAAAUAAUGAACGACAUGUUGAAAACAUGGGCAGUCAAAUGAAUUUUUAAUAAAGUGUAACUGUUUACCAAAGUGUGGUGGUUUAUUUGUUUAUUUAUUUACCACAACAGUAUGGUACCAAUUACUGUGGGCCGUUACUCACUACUGAGAUUAAAAAAUGCUUGCCUUUGAAGCUGGAAGACUCGGGUUCUUAAAAUAAUUGAGAAGAAAGUGCUAACUUUACAUUGACAUCAGUGAAUGGUUGGUUAGACUUUCGCGUCGUAUGUACAUCGGAUUCCCUUUCGAUUGGGCAAUAGCCAGACUAGCCAGUUGGGAAGUCCACUCAAUAAACUAGAUGAAUUUCAGCGCAGCAGACGGUUGCAAACUUUAGAAAAGUGUUGGACUAAAUUUUAACACCAAAUAACAAGACUGGUACAUUUAAUGAAAAGAUUGCUGUAACAUUAUUUAAUUUCUCGGGGGCGCUAAAAAGAGUAAAUAAUGUCGAAGCGCGUGGUGAAAAGACUGGCGCGAGAAAUUGAAAUCGACUCGUAACAACAAACAAAUUUCAAAAAUUUUGUCCACAAAACAUGAUUAUGGCGUGGAAAAUUGAUCUUAAAGAUUUCUUAUUUCUCCUUUCUCGAUAAGUUUUGCAAGUUUAGUCAUAUUGUGAUUGAUUCUGUCAAGUUAACAAAGGUUUAAAGAUGAACGUUUGGUCCAUUUGAGUCAUUUUGACAUUUCUAUAUAUGCAUAUAUGUGUGAUGUUUUGUUGCAACAAGCUUGGCUUAUAAAACAGACGAUUUGCUAGAACAAGGAAGAUUGAUUUGUGUGUUAAUAUAUAUGGAAUUUGAGUUCGAUGUGAACAAAGUACUGCCAAAUACUAUAACGUUUGUGGACUGUAAACGAUCACCAUUUGCAAAGCAUGCCAGGGAGUAAGUAUAUAUUACAUUUCUGAGUUAAAUAUUAACCUAUUCAUAGUUUGCAAUGCACCCUGGUUUGACUCACUCACAUUGUGGGUGAUGGGUUAGGGUGAAUGUUAUUUUAGAGGUUACAAAACCGGAUGCCAAGUUUAUCGACAUGCAUCACCUGCAACCAGACUGCAAAGUUGGUCAGUGUUGCCCCCCCCCCGAGAUUUUUUAGAUUAAAGUUUUAGUGCCCCUGGGAAGUGUUUGAUAUAAACAAUUCAAACUCAAGUCUGCCCCCCCCCCCCACCUUGGUGGCACCACUGGUCUGAUGCUAGAUGAUUUUACUUGUCAAGAAAACCUGUGACCACAGCCUCUUUGCUAUGAUCGCUUUUUUGAUGACCAAACUGUCUGCAAUUGUGGGCCAAAAUCAGUAUUUGGUUGUCAAAUAAUGACCCCUUGCAUUCUCAUCUUUGCUAUAGGGCAAUGAUUCAAUCCCCAUCCUAGGGUUUAACGUUUAGCCUGUCUCACUUAUAGUGUGAAGUCACUCCGCAAGCAACUUGACAAAAUCAUUGAUGCCUUGGGUGCUGCAUCAUCAAAGGCAAGAUCAUGAGUUAAUUCUGCAAUGACUUCAUUAUCAUGUGCAACUUUACUUGUUCACAAUCACACUAAACCUUCAUCUGUAUAUUUUCUUUAGGCACAAGGCUUGCACACUGUCAUCACAACUGCAGCUAAACUACAGUACUCUGAUCAUGAGUUGUACAUUCUUAAAGAUGCUACUGCUAAUGAGUAAGAAAACUGAGAAAUAUUAGUUUGUCUAAUGAUCUAUAAAGUCUUAACCAGAUGUUGUGCCUUAAGGCUUAUAUCUAGUAUGCUUAAAUUUGCUUCAUAUAAUAUAUUAUUUUAAUUUAUUAUUACUAAUCAGAGGUCGUGGUGCAGCUGUUGGAAUGAUAAAAGUUGGACGUAAAACACUUUUCUUGUUGGUAUGAAAUGCGAUUGUGUAUCAUAAUUUUUAGAUAUUUAAUUUGAAUCCCCAGGAACCCAACUGUGGUAUUACUCUUUGGCCACUGUUGGGCAAAAGCCAGGAAGCCAAGGAGUCAUGAAUGUUGACAAUCGAUGGACCAGUGCUCUCUUCUUGAUGAGUAAAAUCGUUUGGCAUUAGACAGAAUAAAAUUUAUUAAAUACUAAAGUAUGGGACACUUCAGGGUGCAUUAAUUACCACUGAAAGGUAUGUAGAUGGAAAGAUGGUAGAUGAAAAUUUAUGUACAGUUUUAGACCUUCUGAAGGAGAGCAGGAUGAUUUGAAAAACUAAUACAGUCGGUUCAGUUAGUUCUGUUGAGAGAGAUGCCCGAAUUCUUGAAUGAAUUCUGACACGUUUAUAUAUAGAUAAUUAAGGUGUUGUACAGUGUAAUGAGAUUAUGCUUCUCUCUUUAGGAUAUGCAUGGUGUUCAGAAUGAAGUGGUCCCACUAUGUGUGAUGGAUUUCUAUGUUCAUCAUACACAACAACGCCAUGGUUGUGGCAAGAAGUUGUUUGAACAUAUGCUUAAGGUAGUGAAUAUGUGGGUUCGUAUACAGUGGUUACUGUAUGUGUCUUUUAUUUUCAUAACUGGGGCUUGAUUCUUACUGCUUUAUAUACGUAUGUGUACUACAGUUUAGCAGUUAAAAUUCUGCCAAACAUCGCAGGUUUUCUCCGGUCCACCCCUGUAACUAUUAAACUAUAUCGAGCCAUCGGUUCUGUAGUAGAAUCGAAACACUGCACUCCUCGCAUGGAUAACAUUGAAGUCCUUGCAAAACUAUUUUAUGCACUUAAAAUUGAUAAAACUCACCUUGUCGGCAAAUCGUUUUAGUAGGCAGCGAAAAUAUUUGAGUGACUCCGAUUAAAAAAUAAUAGUUAUAGCAGGAAUUUUAAUAACCCUCCCCCCCCCCUGCUUAGCAGCUGAAAUGUUGUUGACAAAUGCGAUACUACACCCCCUGCUUUAGUCUCUUCGCUACAGCCCUGGGGAAAGUGCAUGACCAUUCAGGGGAGGUGCAAAAAUCUCAGGGGAGAUGAAAAACGAUCUUAGGGGAGGUGCGCACCUCCCCUCAAAAUCCGAUCCAAAUUGGUCAAAAUCAAGAGAAUAUAUCACGAUCUCCGGAAUGAAAUCUUGAGUCGCAUUUCACUACUAACAGUAGAUUUCCCCAAAGGUACUUAAUAUGCAUACCGUUAUAUAGAUUCACAAUCUUCAACCAUCCCAAGUUGCGAUUGAUCGUCCUUCGCAUAAAUUUCUUUCGUUUCUAAAGAAACAUUAUGGACUUCAGAAUUCCAUAUUACAGGUGGGAAAAAUAAAAUUUAAACAUCAGUAGGGAUGGCCUUUACUACUAGACCUGAAAGGGAGGACAGUUUAGAACUGAUAAUAUUGACUUAUUUUGUAUACUUUAUCUUCCUUAACAGUCCAACAAGUUUUUGGUGUUUGAUCAGUUUUUCCGAGAUAUGAAUGGUAAGUGAGGAUGGUAAAGGGUGCAUGUAAAAUAUACUACCCGACACUACCAUGUAAAAUUGUAAUUUAUUUAAGUUAAAACAUUAUUAGUUGGAGACUUUGAGCACUCAUCAUUCAUCAACAUUUUGUUAUCUGGAGCUUAAAAUGUUCCACGUAUACGUAACAAUGUGUGACUGCCAACUCUCAUUAGGGAGUUUAAGAUCUUGACGACGAACUACCGACUACGUUUGAAAUUGUUUUUGUUGUAUGUAUGCAAAUACUAAAUGCUUGUCAUAACAAAUUUAUCCCAAAUAUGUUUUAUGUGCAUGGCUUUGUGUUCGUUAAGUUUCAUCUUUUAAUUUUUAUCAUUUCUUUAUAAAAAUACUUUCCAACCUGCAGCGUAGUCCGUUUCGGUGCUAUGUUCUUGGAUUCUGUUUUGCAACACAAGAAUGUGAUUUUUACGCUGUAGUCAAGGUCGCUACGGUGAAAAGUAUGCUCUGGGGAAAUGUAAAUUUUGUCUGCCUUUGUUAAAGCAAUGCGAAAACAAGCCUUCAACCGUACUCCGGAUCUUAAACUCCCUGUUAACUCUCAUUGACCGGCUGGGCUUAAGUUGUUUAAUUAUCUAGCUUGUAGGCAUUUUAUAUGGGCUGUCGUUUGCUUUGCUUUUUGACAAACACCAAAACCGAUGGUCACUAGCGAUGUUCAAUUAAACUUAACAAAACCGACCAUCGAUCGCUAUUGUAAAGAAAAUUUGCAAAAGAUACUGUACUGGGAAAAAUUGAAAUUUCUCCUAGCUUUUCAGUAGAAAUUUUCUGACCUAAAACAGUAAAACUGGAACGGAGGUUGUUUCUGAUCGAGAUUAACAGCUAGCUCAAGUCAUUUAAUUUUCAGGUAUAAACCCAUUGCACUGACGUCACAAAUCCUUAGAGUGUCCUCCAGAUGCUCCCUAACAAUAUCUGUUCGGGUAUAACAACCACAUACAGCGCAAAAUCAACCAUUUUAAUACAAAAUUAUUAUAAAGUUUUACAAAAUUUGCUUUGUUUACAAAAGUUAUAUUAUGCAUAGAUUGCUAAUUUGUCCUCCAGAUGCAUCGUCACCGGCGCUGUGACGUCAUGUGCAAUGGGUCUAUACCACGGAUUCCAACGUCUAACGCACGUAUGUAAACUUAUGUAAUGCGCUUUUUAAAUUUUCAGCUGUGGGUUAUGUACCAAGACGAAGUCAGAGGUUACGGUCAGGCAAUCAAGUCAAUAACCGACCACCAGUUCACCCUUAUCGAAAAAACUCUGGUGAGAUACUUUAUUAUUUAACUGAAUUUUCAUAUCUAUACCAAUUGACCGAUUCGAAAACUAUAGCUGCUAUCACAAUUUUGCAUUAUUUUAUGUAUUACCAGGCUAAUAAGCAAUUUUUCAGCAAUGACUGCUAUUUAACUACCUCCUCCGUAGGCCUUUCAAAAAGUAAAAUUGGAACCUGCGAACGGGCAUACUCAUUACGGGCUGUAUGGCCUGCGAAGGGGGUAGGCUAUUUAAGGCAAAAUAUAAGAUUAAACAUAACUCAUACAUGCAACCAUUCCUCGUAUUAUUGCAAAGUUAAUGUACAUUGACAAAACAGACUCUAUUACCCCCCUCUCCCCCAAUUCAAUGUUGUAAACAACCCCGAAACAACUUUUGGUAAUUUACCAUGACACAAGCCCAACAUUUACUUGGGGGAGUGGGGGUUAACCCAUUGGGCGCCAGCACUGCCCCCUUGAUGAGUAAAAUCGUCUGGCAUUAGACUGAAAUAAUAAAGUGCAUGGAUUAAGAAGAUUUUACAUGGAAAGUAUCAUAAGGGGUAUGGGAAAUUUUUAUAAAAGGAAAGGUAGUCUCAACUAGUUAUGUCCAAGAAUAGUAUGGCACACAUCCAGGAUCAUGCAUGGCGUACUAUUACUCUUGCUGGCUCGCGUUAAAUGGAUGAGUAUUAGAGUUAUAUGUGUUCGUGUUGAUAUAACAAUUAUACGUGUUCGCGAAAUACACCCUUUCGAUAAUUACAUCACAACUACACUGUUUUCAACUUAGGACCAUCUUAAAUGGAAAGAAUUUCAAGUUUUUUUCUCAUGGGCUAUGCACAGAGAAGCAGAACAUCCUUCUUCAACACAUGCGCGAAAACAUUUUGGAUUUUGAUCAAUAAAUAUGGAAAUAAGCAUUAACACGAAAACGAAACUCCAGGUCAUGACCUGGAGCCUCGUUUUCGUGUUAAAGCUUAUUUCCACAUUUAUUGGUCAAAAUAAAGAAUUCUUUUUCAUGCAUGUGUUGAAGAAGGGUGCUCUGCUUCUCUGUCAAUAGCCCAUGAGAAAAAACUUGAAAUCCUUUCCAUUUAAGAUGGUCCUAAGUGUAGUGUAGUGUAGUGAAAACAGUGUAGUUGUGACGUAAUUAUCGAAAGGGUGUAUUGUAGCUAAUACCAGCUUUGUAUCAAAUCCCAACAGGUAGUAACGAAGAGCAACAGCUGUCAUCAUCACAACAACCACCUAGAAGACUCAGUACAAGACGUAGUUCAAGAAAAGAUCAACCGAUGGAUGUGGAUGAUGUUGACAGCAAUAGUCCAGUUCUUCCGGUUGUACCUGCACAGCCGUUCAGAGAACGGUCCGCUGAAAGUAUGAGAUCAGUUGGCAGUGCAGGAUCAAGGUAAGAGGCAGUUUACUAGUCCCAUUUAACAGCACGGCCAGAUUUUGAGUGGAGGUCUGGGGUACUAGUCCCAUUUAACAGCACGGCCAGAUUUUGAGUGGAGGUCUGGGAAGGUGCGCACCUCACCAAGAUCAUUGUCCACCUCCCCUGAGAUUUUUUCCACCUCCUCUGGAAAGUCAUGCACCUCCCCCUGGGAAACGUUAAAUGAUAGAUCAAAGUGAAAAUUUGAAAAAUCUUUAUAUGUUAUUUAGGGUCUACACUUUUAAAGAACUUUUUCUGUCAAAUUGAAACAGUGAUAGUCAUUUAUCUUUGUGUCAAGUACCCUUUUAAUGCAAUAUUUCGAAAGAAACCUUGUAUUGUAAUAUAAUGAAGGGCAAAAUUGGAUGAGUCAUAACACACAUACAUGUAUGUACAGUAGUACUGUGAGCUAGACCACUGCACCUUCCCUAAAGAUUUUUUCCAAUCAGCACACAUGCGAGUAUUUAAGGAAGAAUGUAGGCUGGGUAUAACUGUUACUUGUGUUUCGUAGAGAAUCGUCGGCACACGGUGCCAGAGGCCUGGCUGCUCAGGCCAGCCUGUACAGCAGACAUAGUUCUGCGGAUAUUGCAACUCCACGUCACAACUCGACAGCAAGUCAGCUUUGGAAGCGAAACGCGAUAUCAGCGGGAAUGAGGUCGCUACACGCAUGCUCAGAAGACAAUCCUUUUGCAAUCGGUCAAUCUUUUAUAAACAACAGGUAAAAUAAGAAUAUGACAUAUGGCUUAGACAAUGUUUAUUUUUAAAAUUACUUCGCCAAUGAACUCAUAAGAUGGGUCGUUUGUUAAGCACGUUAAAACAUUCGCAUCCGAUCUUUAUCUGAUAUACAAACUGUCGCCUUCGGCUCGAGUUUGUAUAUCUGAUAAAGAUCGACUGCUCAUGUUUUAACUAGUACAUAACCAGUUACAUUAAUCAAUCAAGAGGACGACGUGAUACACGUACUGACUUCAUAUUUUCUAGAUCACCGACUAAGGAAGCCAACUUGCUCGAGUUUGGGAACAGAAGGCCGAACACGAUCCAACUAAAGCCUCUGGGCAGCACAAGUCAAGGAAAAUCAAACAGUCUGUCAUCAACAGGAAGCUAUACACUGUCUUCAAUGCCAAUGCUAAGUUCGCAUACAAAACAGAACUCUACAAACCAUGGUACAUCCUGGAAUGUGUUUGGUAUCCCCCCUGUGGACACAAGUCCGAAGACUUCUUAUCAGGCUAAGCUGGGUCAGGGGAGAACGUUUCCAUUUUAG
Molecule: messenger RNA, 20399 nt
Organism: Paramuricea clavata
Lineage: Eukaryota; Metazoa; Cnidaria; Anthozoa; Malacalcyonacea; Plexauridae
Source: the annotation of a GenBank genome assembly